Aspergillus niger is the source of this 426-nucleotide messenger RNA. RefSeq lists its product as uncharacterized. Lineage: Eukaryota; Fungi; Ascomycota; Eurotiomycetes; Eurotiales; Aspergillaceae. Bases 1 to 426 code for a protein of 141 amino acids. Gene Ontology annotation, molecular function: oxidoreductase activity. Gene Ontology annotation, cellular component: mitochondrion. The transcript has 3 exons. The record is from RefSeq and is a predicted model, not a curated record.
AUGGUCUUCCGCUUCGCCAAAACCCUCGACCCGAUAACCCUCUUCCACUCCCCGCAGCUAGCAUCUAGCAAAUCCGCCCUCAGCAUCCUGCAACGCGCAUCCACAACGGCAGCCAGCACGACAUCUACUCCGCGAGGCGAAUUCCAACUCGAAGUGAGCACGGCCCCGCCGACGAGCGACCAGUUGCGGAAUAUACUUGAUUAUGUGUCGGGUAGUGGUGCGGGAGGUGGUUCGGGGGUCGGGAAGGUGUAUAAGGUUGAAGAGGUGGUGAGGGGGGCGAGGGAUGCGGAGGAUGCGAUUAAACGGUUCAAAGCGGAUCCGGAGGGAUCUUUUGUGAGGCCGAUUACGGUCGAUUGGACGAAAGGACAGGCUGUUGUUGGGGAUAAUGAGUCGGAGAUUUUGAAGAUGGUGCAGGAGUUGAACUGA